GAAGGGUGGCUUCAUAGUGGUGACAUUGGCCAAAUAGAUGAUCGAGGACGAAUUAUACUCAUAGACCGGAUAAAACAUAUUUUUAAAUUGUCUCACGGGGAAUACAUUGCUCCAGAAAAAAUCGAGCAAAUAUAUCUUCAAGUUCCUUUAAUAGCCCAAUUAUAUGUGCAUGGAGAUUCAGUAAGAACCUUUCUUGUUGGUAUAACAGUACCAAACGUGGAACUAUUCAUACCAUGGGCUCAAAAAGUUCUCGGCGGCGGAGGAAAUAAAACUUUACAAGAACUCAUAAGUGAUAAGCAGGUUCGAAACGCUCUUGUACGUCAUCUGAAUGAGGUUGGUAAAAAAGCAGGAUUAAAAGGAUUCGAACAAAUUAGGGCUAUUUUUAUUGACACUGUUCCUUUCUCUGUCGAGAAUAAUUUGGUGACACCAACUCUUAAGCUUAAACGUCAAGCGAUUGGAGAGAAAUAUCGAAAAGAAAUUGAUCAAUUGUAUGCUGAACUUGAAGAUAAAAAAUCUCUU
Messenger RNA from Ambispora leptoticha, 519 nucleotides. NCBI's taxonomy places the organism in Eukaryota, Fungi, Glomeromycota, Glomeromycetes, Archaeosporales, Ambisporaceae. The record is from the annotation of a GenBank genome assembly.